AGUCAUGGGUUCAGUUGAUUUUAAGACGCGUAAUAAGCCAAACAACAAUGUUUUCAUUUAACAUUUUCAAAGUCUUGGCAAUGUUACUGCUAGUGCAGUUGGCUUAUGGAAAACCCUUAAAAGAAAACAACUUUAUAUUUGAUGCCGACAAACAUCGAAAUGAUACAUCCCCUCAAAUACAACUUUUGGUCUACACUUCCGAUAAUCUCGCUAACUUAUCGCAACAAUUUAUCGCCAAUGCUACCGCCGUAUGCCGCAAUAUUUUAAAGGAUGAGUCUUUUAGGGCCAACGAGACACCUGAAGUUCAAUUGUUUAAAAACAAUUUAACAAUGUUUGUGCAAAACUAUGAAUCCCCCAAAGAUUUGCAAACAAAUUCAGAUCCAAUGCAGUAUUUUGUUAAGACAAUUACAUAUUAUUUGGAACUACCUGAGGAUAACAGGACACCAGAAUCAACCUUUAUCUUGGAUAUGUUAAACAAAUAUGAAAUUAAAAAUAUGAAAGAGAAUUAUGUGAAGCAAUUUGAUGAGUUUAUAGAGAAAUUUAAACAAAGAUUUGAAGAGACAAAAGAACAUUUCGAUAAUAAUAUGUUGCAGUGGUAUGAGAGAUUUAAAACUUUAACUGAUUUUGGAGAUAGAUUUCUUUUUAUAAUUGUUAUGUUUUUUAUGCGUUGAAUAAAGAACUAAUGCUAAAGAUUGUAUUUGUUUAAAAAUAAAGAGAAACAAAUUUACAUA
Calliphora vicina (urban bluebottle blowfly) is the source of this 731-nucleotide messenger RNA. RefSeq lists its product as uncharacterized. The transcript has 2 exons. Lineage: Eukaryota; Metazoa; Arthropoda; Insecta; Diptera; Calliphoridae. The record is from RefSeq and is a predicted model, not a curated record. The coding region runs from base 48 to 671 and encodes 207 amino acids.